AUGUCUCUGCCAAGUAGACAAACAGCUAUUGUUAACCCUCCUCCACCUGAGUACAGAAACACUAAGAAGAAUGGGCGCUUGACAAAUCAACUACAGUAUCUACAGAAAGUUGUCCUCAAGGCUCUAUGGAAGCAUAGUUUUUCUUGGCCUUUUCAACAGCCUGUGGAUGCCGUGAAGCUCAAGUUGCCUGAUUAUUAUACUAUUAUAAAAAACCCAAUGGAUUUAAAUACAAUUAAGAAGCGGUUGGAGAAUAAAUAUUAUGUGAAGGCUUCAGACUGUGUAGAAGACUUCAAUACAAUGUUCUCAAACUGUUACUUAUACAACAAGCCUGGAGAUGACAUUGUUCUUAUGGCACAAGCUCUAGAGAAGUUGUUUAUGCAGAAAUUAUCUCAAAUGCCCCAAGAUGAGCAAGUUGUUGGUCGUAAGGAAAGAAUGAAGAAAGACAUUCAACAGAAAGUACCAGUUUCUUCUGUUAAAGAACAAACAUCUUCCAAAGCAACAGGAAAUAUAUUCAAGCAGCAAGAAAUUCCCUCUAGGUUUCCAGAGACUCUACUCUCUCCCUUAAACAUGGUACAAGAAGCUCCCCUCAACUCUGACCCACAAACUAUGGUCCAAGCUACAAAGGGUGUGAAGAGGAAAGCAGAUUCAACAACCCCUGUAGCUUCUGUAGUUAAAGAAAGUAGUGAAUCUUCUCUGACACUUAAAGAAAGAAAAUCAAUGAAUAUGCCAAUAAAAGAAAAUGUACUGAAGAAUGGUAUUCUGGAACCUCAGCAAUGUGGAAUUGUAAAGAGCACUAAAGUAACUGAACAGCUAAGCUACUGUAGUGAGGUUCUUAAAGAAUUGCUUGCAAAGAAACACCUGCCAUAUGCACAGCCUUUUUAGAGUCCCGUUAAUACUAAUGCUUUGCACCUCCGUAACUACUAUGACAUUGUCAAAACUCCAAUGGAUCUUAGCACUAUCAAGGAGAAGAUGGAUCAGCAAAAAUAUAAAGAUGCAUAUGAGUUUGCCGCUGAUGUUAGACUCAUGUUCAUGAACUGCUACAAAUACAACCCCCCCAACCACAAGGUAGUGGCAAUGGCUAGAAUGUUUCAGGACGUUUUUGAAAUGCAUUUUGCCAAGAUCCCUGAUGACUGUAUGGAGAGGUCGCCUUCAUGUCACCUGACACCAGACCACACGAGAGACCGGGGAAGAGAAAGCAGUAGUGAGGCUUCCUCUGAAGAGGCCUCAUCAAAAGAUUCUGAAGACGAAAAAGAGCAGUGUCUGGCAAAGCUUCAAGAACAGCUUACUGCUGUUCAUCAGCAGUUACAAGUUCUUUCCCAAGUACCUUUACGUAAGCUGAAGAAAAAGAGUGAAAAGUCUAAAAGAGCAGCAAUAAGAGAAAAGGUUAAGAACAAAGAUGAAAAUCCAAGAAAAAAACUUAAGCUGAUAAAACAAAGGGAAAAGUGUAAAAGCAAUCAACCGAAGAAGAAACCUCCUUUAAAACCUGAAAGUGAACAUUACGCUAAGCCUAUGAACUAUGAUGAGAAGAGGCAGUUAAGUUUGGAUAUAAAUAAACUCCCUGGAGAUAAACUUGGCCGAAUAGUUCAUAUAAUAAAUUCAAGAGAACCCUCACUUGGAAAUUCCAGUCCAGAUGAGAUAGAGAUAGACUUUGAAACACUACAACCAUCAACGCUAAGAGAACUACAAAAAUAUGUUUCAGCAUGCUUGAGAAAACGAUCUCUCAAACCUAAUGCUAAGAAAAUACUGAAGUCAAAAGAAGAACUUCAUUCACAGAAAAAACAGGAGUUGGAAAAGCGGUUAUUGGAUGUCAACAAUCAAUUGAAUUGUAGAAAGCAGCAAACAAAACCUGAGAAGACACAAACAUUGCAACCAUCCAGAGCAUUUGCAGGUGUGUCCCGCCUAAGUGACAGCAGCAGCAGUGGCAGCGGUGGUGGCAGUGGCAGCAGCUCGUCUGAGUGUGACAGCAGCAGUGACGCAAGCUCCUCUGACAGCGAUUCCGAACCAGCAAUACGUCCUAAAUUUACUGGAGUAAAAACGAAUGACUUACCUCCCAAAGAGAAUGUAAAGACACAGUCUUCUGUGCAAGACACAGCCUCUUCUGAACCUUGUGCUUCCCAGCAGACCACAAAGCCAAGUGGAGCACAAGCGAAUCAUCAUCAACCCACAUGUGAGCACCAUGCUGUCAACCACCUGCACACUGUGGAGACCAUGGCCCCUGUGCGGAGUCAGACACCCUCAGGUAACACUAAGCAAGUCUUGAAUGGUCACACUGUGAUGCUUACAUCUGCCAAUAAUAACACAGCAGCGCAGGAACCAGAGUAUCAAGUUCCUGUGCAGAAGGAUAUAAAGAUUAAGAAUGCAGACUCUUGGAAGAGUUUAGGCAAACCGGUGAAAUCAUCAAGUGUGCUGAAAUCCUCAGAUGAGCUUUUCAACCAGUUUAGGAAAGCAGCAAUAGAAAAGGAAGUAAAAGCUCGAACACAAGAACAAACACGAAAACAUCUGGAAUAUAAUACAAAAGAACCAAAAGUAUCCCAAGAAAAUCAAAGGGAGCUUGGAAGUGGAUUGAUAAUAGAAACAUUUUCAAAUCAAAUGCAAAGCAAGUGCCAUGGAGAAGAACAGAAAGAACUUCAUCAGUCUUUGGAAGUUCAAGAUCAAAGCAAGCUAUGGCUUCUCAAAGACCGUAAUCUAGCAAGGGAAAGAGAGCAAGAGCGGAGGAGGAGAGAAGCAAUGGCUGGUACCAUUGAUAUAACUCUUCAAAGUGACAUUAUGACAAUGUUUGAAAACAACUUUGAUUAA
This is a messenger RNA of Jaculus jaculus (lesser Egyptian jerboa), 2796 nucleotides long. RefSeq names its product bromodomain testis associated (gene Brdt). Gene Ontology annotation, cellular component: chromatin; nucleus. The record is from RefSeq and is a predicted model, not a curated record. The transcript is spliced from 17 exons. NCBI's taxonomy places the organism in Eukaryota, Metazoa, Chordata, Mammalia, Rodentia, Dipodidae. Gene Ontology annotation, biological process: positive regulation of transcription elongation by RNA polymerase II; chromatin remodeling.